AAUUUCCUGUGGUUUUAGUCAACAUCAAAGCAUUGUUGACGUCCAGUUGCCACGUUACCGCCGCCCUGGCACAUAUCCCUCCGCCAUAGCCCAGCAGAUCCAAACAACAGAAAAUAUGCAGCAUUUCACUGACUUUUGACGCACAUGUGGACUCAAUAUGUUACUAAAGAGUCUAGAUCUGAGCUUCUUAUCAGCUCUAAAGUUGAAGAUUACCCUGCUCUGGUUGCUCUGUUUUCCCACUCCGCAAGGAGGACUUCAGACCCCUCAGGUCCUGUGAUGUAACUCCUCGUAUUUCGGACCACAUUUUAAGUCAUAUGUAGGGAAUUCAACGAUGUUCCGCUUCAAUGUUAUUUUUGUCUGUUUUUCUUUAAUUACGGCUGUCGUCGAAAUGGAGCCCGGCGCGGACCCUUGGUAUGUGGCUGCAGUGUAUGAGCACAGAGUAGUCCUGAACCCGGAGCCCUACGUCCCCCUGUCCCGCCACGCCGCCCUGGAGCACCUCCAGAGGAACCUGGACAUAUACGAGGAGCAGGCUGCACGCGCCGCCCAGCAGGUAAAGACAGCACGGGUCAAACAUGUAGACCCGCGAGCUCUGAGUCUGCCAUAAAUGUACAGUUUGGACGCAUUCUUGAAAAUAGGAUAGGCGGCCCAAAAGUUAAAUAAUUACACCUUAUCAGAUCUGGCACACCACGUGUCCCCACGUUUGCCCCCUUGAAAAAAACAUUUGAUGUAGUUAAUUUUUAACACAGGAAGUUUACUAAAAACUAAACUAUGAAAGAGCUGCCCCAGCUCUGACACUAGAGAAUGAAGAAUAACAAGUAUGUCUGAUAAGCAGGAUAAAAAAAGCACUGUAACAACCCUAACACAUGAAUUGGAAGUUUUUUUAACAUGGAUAGCAGAUAAAUAAUACCAAUAUCACAUUACCUUUUUUUGUUGGACAUAAUAGUACUAUCAAAUGAGAAAAAUGCUGAAUUUUAGUAGAUGUAUUGUGAAAUAAAUGAAGACUAAGUGAAAAAUAUUUGGCUCAGUAAAAUAUAAUUACAUUGGACUUUUAGAUUGCUAUCCAGCUAUCUGAAAUAAUUAAAAAACACAAGACAAAUAUUAACAUUGUUAAUGACCUGCAUUAUUCUAUACAUCAAGAUUUAUAUUAAAAACUAGCUGGUGACUAUUUCAGAGUUGACAUGCUAGAUCAAUGGACAGAUAAUGUUAAUAUCAGCUUUGUGAGGGCCGAUCAAAAUCUAAUUUAUGCACACGAUUUAUUGGUUUGUCUCUAUAGUGUACCCAAGUGGUACCAGUGAUGUUCAGGAUGAGUUGUAUGACUGAGUUUGCUAUCAUUUAUACGUAAAACUACGAAGAGAACAACUGCAGUACUAAUAGAUUCUGUCUCACAUACCUUCAAUCAGAAGGCCCUGUGUAUAUAUAUGUCAAUAAAAGGGUCGUACCUUAUAUGACAGCAAAUGACUGUGCAUUCAGAAUCCUGGCAUGUUUAUUCAGUCCUGUCUUCUCUUGUCUUUAUCAGGGUGCCCAGAUCCUGGUGUUUCCAGAAGAUGGUCUACAUGGGUUUAACUUCACCCGCACAUCGAUCGUAGGUUAUCUUGAAACAAUUCCUGACCCCCAGCAGGAGAGCUGGAACCCCUGCACAGAGCCGGAGAAACACGUCAACACUGAGGUGCACAGAUAUACCUCAUGUAUGAUGUCUAUCUUGAUUUAAAGAUACCCACGAGCAGCCAACACUGGUCUGUUAUUAUGAAUUACAUUUCAGAAUGGUUGUUUUACAGGUUCUCCGGCGGUUGAGCUGUAUGGCUCGUCGGCAUAACAUCUACAUUGUGGCUAAUAUGCCUGACCGACAGCCCUGCCCCCUGUCUACAGAUCCCACCUCCUCCUGUCCAUCCGAUGGACGCUGGCAGUUCAACACUAAUGUGGUUUUCAGGUGAUCUGAGAUCUGUAAAGAGGGAAAUUGCACAAGCUCCCAGUUUAAACAAACUGCUACAUUCAUUCUCCUUCUUUCAGCUCUGAUGGCCUGCUGGUGGCACGCUACCAUAAGUACAACCUCUACUUUGAGCGAGCAUUUGACACUCCACCGCAGCCUGAGAUCAUCACAUUUGAUACUCCUUUUGCUGGAAAAUUUGGCCUCCUGAUAUGCUUUGACAUCCUCUUCAAGGAGCCGACAGUUACUCUUCUGGAAAAGGUAAAAAAAACAACACUGCUGUUUUUUUGGUUUUGUCUUUCUCCCUUUUUCUUCCCUUUCCUGACGUGUACCUCACUUUUAACACUUUUCAGGGUGUGCGUCAGCUGAUCUACCCCACAGCCUGGAUGAACCAACUCCCCCUUCUUGACACAAUCCAGUUCCAGCGAGCAGUGAGCUUAGGCGCCAAUGUCACCCUGCUAGCAGCCAACAUUCGAAGUGAUCCACUCAUAAUGACAGGGAGUGGCAUCUACACCCCUUUUUCUGCUACCUACCACCACGCACAGAAAGGAGACCCAGAGGAGGGGAAGCUGCUGGUGGCCAGAGUGCCAGUCUUAGACCCAGAGUGGUCAGGGCAGAGGGUGGCCACAGAAGAGGAGUUAAAGUCUGAGUCCAUUUCAUCUGUAGUUGCAGACUCUGGAUUCUGCCACAGCGAGAGCUGCUCUGAUGCAUCUUCAGUCCCUCCAUCAUUCACCACUUUUACUUCAUCUAUGAUGUACGACACAUCAACAUUUGUGCUCCUAAAUGACACAAGAGGAAAAGUUCAUGUGUGUGAUGGCACCUUUUGCUGUCACCUGCAGUACUUGAAAUUACCACAGAAUGGCAGUAGAGAGUUAUACGCAUUAGGAGCAUUUGCAGGAACCCACCUUGUCAAUGGACGCUAUGCCCUGCAGGUACAAACUAAAGGCUUUAUGGACAAAUAAAACUGCUUUACAACAUUUCUGUCACCUUUAACGUUUUCCUUUUUUUGCAGGUGUGUGCCCUCGUCCGUUGUGCUGGGUCGGACCAGAGCUCCUGUGGGCAGAUAGUAGAAGAAGCUGAGACUAAAAUGGACUUUAUAUUGGAGGGACAGUUUGAAACCAAACAUGUGUACCCAUCAGUUUUGGCAAGUAAGAUGGUUUUGGAGGAUCCAGAGCAUUUUAGAAAAUCUGCAGAUGGAAGAGUGACUUUAAAACACUCAGACAUGACUGCUGGACUGGUGACCGCCUGUCUGUACGGACGGAUGUAUCACCUGGACUAGAAAUAAAAUGCAAAGUGAUUCUUUAAGAAGCUGCUCUCUUUUCUUUCAUUUACACUCUGCAAUAAAUUCAAAACAAAUACCUUUA
Messenger RNA from Xyrichtys novacula (pearly razorfish), 3288 nucleotides. Lineage: Eukaryota; Metazoa; Chordata; Actinopteri; Labriformes; Labridae. The record is from the annotation of a GenBank genome assembly.